Molecule: messenger RNA, 1593 nt
Organism: Spinacia oleracea (spinach)
Lineage: Eukaryota; Viridiplantae; Streptophyta; Magnoliopsida; Caryophyllales; Amaranthaceae
Product: metal tolerance protein C2
Exons: 10
Coding region: 153-1373 (406 amino acids)
Biological process (GO): intracellular zinc ion homeostasis; zinc ion transport; transmembrane transport
Cellular component (GO): Golgi apparatus; membrane
Molecular function (GO): zinc ion transmembrane transporter activity
Source: RefSeq, a predicted model, not a curated record
CCGACAAAGUGCCUUCUAGUCACCGGCCUCACUUCAUUGACUCAAAAUUAGUCUACGUUACAACAGAGUUUAUCCAAUGUGGACCUUUCUCCCAAACUACUCUUAGAACUCGAUUCUUGAAUCAAAAUUAGGUUAUUUUCCCAAAAUAAAUCAUGGACAACUCCAGGAUUUCAAGAGGAUCUUCCGAUCUCCAAUCCCAAUUCGUGAAGAGCACAUCAUUCAACUACAAUUCGCAGCAAACUCCACAUUCAUCAGAUCGGAGGUACGCAUAUCAUCGUCAGUCUUCAUUACAACAAUUUCCCGACCCGCGAACUCCGACGACGGUAAUCUCCAACAACAACAACUCACAGACGCCAGCGUUUUCCCGGAGUAUUUCGAGCAUUGAUAUUCCUCCAGGAUUUCAUCCCGGAAAUGAGAUUGAUUACAGCCUGUGGAAAGAUUCUCCUAAAUCGGAGGGGAAAUUAUCGUCGACUGAGCUGAUUUCAUCGGUUUUUCGAGCUUUGAGGACUGGUAAUCGGCCUAUGAAGAGGUUAUUUUUGUUGAUUUCGCUUAAUGUGGCGUAUUCGACUGCCGAGCUAUUCAUCGGGCUUCUCUCGGGUCGUGUUGGUCUGAUAUCUGAUGCAUUUCAUUUGACUUUUGGAUGUGGCCUUUUGACGUUUUCAUUAUUUGCAAUGACUGCAUCUAGGAGAAAGCCAGACCGAGCCUACACUUAUGGGUAUAAGAGGCUUGAAGUUUUGUCUGCCUUCACAAAUGCUCUGUUUCUUCUCUUUUUGUCUUUUUCUUUGGCUGUGGAAGCGCUUCACGCAUACAUACAAGACGAGUCAGAGCAUAAGCAUUAUCUCAUUGUUUCAGCAGUGACAAAUUUGUUGGUGAAUCUUGUUGGUGUUUGGUUCUUUAGGAACUAUGCUCGAAGAAAUCUUGCCUACAGAAAUGCAGAAGAUAUGAAUUAUCACUCGGUGUGCCUCCAUGUGAUUGCUGAUUCAAUUCGCAGUGCAGGUUUGAUUCUGGCGUCUUGGCUUUUGUCUAUGGGGAUUCAGAAUGCUGAAGUUUUGUGUAUGGGACUAGUUUCAGUUACAGUCUUUAUGCUUGUAAUGCCACUAUUUAAGGCAACAGGUGGAAUUUUGCUGCAAAUGUCCCCACCUAGCAUUUCAUCUUCAGCAAUUACCAAAUGUUCUAGACAGAUUGCUGCUCUUGAAGAUGUGACAGAAGUUUAUGCAGCACGUUUCUGGGAAUUGGUACCUGGGUAUCUUGUUGGUUCACUCUCCCUGCAGUUAAAGAAGGGGGCUGAUGACCGAUCGAUUCUGCAGUUUGUGCAUGGAUUAUACCAUGAUCUUGGUGUCCAGGACUUGACAUUACAGACUGAUUAUGUCUGAAAUCUUCAUUGACUGUUUGUCUGUUCCUGCUCAAGUUACUAAGAUUUUAUAAGCCUUUUCGUUUAAACCAAGCAUAGGCUCGAAAACAUUCUUUACAGGCUUUUUAGACAUUCUUUAAUCUUUAUAGGCCGAGUUUUCUUAUUCCUUGUAAAAUAAUCAAUAUAAAUUAUUGUCUUCGUGAUUGUUUAACAGUAUGUCAGUAUCAGUUUUUUAACUUUUA